Molecule: messenger RNA, 479 nt
Organism: Cucurbita pepo subsp. pepo (vegetable marrow)
Lineage: Eukaryota; Viridiplantae; Streptophyta; Magnoliopsida; Cucurbitales; Cucurbitaceae
Product: defensin J1-2-like
Biological process (GO): defense response
Source: RefSeq, a predicted model, not a curated record
UCCUUGCAUUAAACUCACAACACACAAAUUCCUCUAUCUAUCUAUCUCUCUCUCUCAGCUCUCUAAAUAUGAAGUUCCUUUCAGCUGCAAUUUGCCUGCUUCUCCUCAUUUUUGGCACUGGUAUGGCGCCAAUGGUUGCAGAGGCCAGGCUUUGCGAAACUCCGAGCGCCAACUUCAGGGGGCUAUGCUUUAGUAACAACAACUGUGGCCAUGUGUGCAAGGGUGAGGGGUUUAACGAUGGCGCUUGCAGGGGCUUCCGCCUUCGUUGCUUAUGCUCAAAGCAGUGUGUUUGAUAUCUCAUUCAUCAACUAAUUCUCUAUUUACUUUCCAAGUUGUAUGAAUAAAGUGGCCUUUGGCCCCUCUUCCUUCCUCCCUUUCUUGUGUUUUUGCUUUAAUGUUGUGUAACCUCUUCAAUUACAUUGUGUUCUUCGAAUUUUGGUUCAUGCAAUAAUAUGCAUAUAUCUGGUGUCGUAUAUUUA